AUGGCCAAGACUAAAACCGGGAAGGUAGUUAAGGAAUUCAAGUUUACAAGGAGACCUAUUUUUAAUAUACAUCACCAAGCAGACCCAUUGUUUGCAGCUAAGUGUCAUCCUAGCGAGCCGGUUUUUGUUACUGGUACAGCUACUGGCCACGUUCAAGCUUAUCGAUAUGACAUUGACAAACUAGAAGAAAUCUACGAAGAUCAGGAUAAAUUUCCGUAUGAUGUAAGCUGUGUUAAAUACGAUGAUUUUGAUGAUGGUUCUAUAACAUGUCAAUGGCACACCAAGAGACACAAAUCUUCUUGUCGUGAUCUAUGCUUUGAUUUACCAUCAGGCGGGGAGAAGGUACAUACGAUAGGUUCAGAGGGUGUUAUCAAAACUGCAGAUGUUAAGACGGGACAAGUAAUCAAUAAAUUCAUAAGUAGCAAGAACAAUACUUUUGAGGAUGAUGGCUUUGAGAUUGGAACUUACACCAAAUGUGUGAGUACUCCUCGUAAGGAGUUCUUAUUAGUUGGUGAUGAGCUAGGCAAUUUGAUGUGUCACGACACAAGAAGUAAGCACCUGAACCUUUGCUACAAACCGUUUAAGAAGUUACAUUUAGGAGAAGGUAUUAACUCUAUAAACUACUGUUGGCCCAAGAGUGACUAUAAAAUAAUUACCACAGGUAGCACCACUGUUUGUGAGAUAGAUUUAAGGAAACCUGGCGAACCUUUACAUACGAGUGAAGAUCAAGAGGACGAAGUAUUGUGUGCUGCGUGGCUUGAUCAGGAGAAACAGGAAACUAUGAUUUGUGGGAUGGGUGAUGUUGUUACUACCUGGAAACCAGCAAUGAAUGCGUGGAAUGAUCAAAUCAGUAGAAUAAGAAUAGCCAAAGGUGAAACUGUUGAAAGUUUGAUCAGUGCUAUGGAUGCUGAUUCGAGGUAUAUGUAUGCAGGAUCUUCCAAUGGACACAUUGCGAAGGUUGACAUUAUAGGUGGUAAAGUUGUGGAACGGUUUUUACAGCAUGACCCAGAAGAGGACGACAAAGUUGAUGAAGUAUUAGGGUUAGAUCUAGACCUUAACUACAGAUUAAUCAGUUUUGGAACCGAUGGAUUUAAAAUAUGGGAAGAGGAAAAAGGUGAUUUAGAAAUUGACAGUGAGAUUGACAGUGACAAUGGCGAGGAAGACAAAAACAGAGAUCCUGAUGACGAUGGAAUCUACACAGACGAUUUGGGUAGCGAUAGUUCUGACGAAGAGGAGAUAGAAGAGAAGGUAACUUUAGGUGACGAAAUUGGCGAAGAAGUUCAUGAUAUGGAAGAGACUGAAGUUGAUGACAGUGGGUUGACCAAUACAGAAGAAACAGUGCCAAGGAAAAGGUCACUAGCUGAAUCAUUGAAAAAUAGAAUAGAGUUGGCUAGUUCUUGCAUUGAUGAUGCUUUGCAUGAGAAGGAGGAGACGGGUUUGGAAGAAGAUGUUGGUGUUGAAGUUUCCGACAGUGACGAUGAUACUGACAUUGGUUCUACAAAUGGCAAGGUUGUUGAACUACAAGAAAUCAGAGAUGAACUGAUUGCGAGGAUCGAGAAUCCGGUGUUGGAUGAACCAAAGAACGCAAGAGAAAGAAAGAGACAGAAGAAACUCAACAAGAAGGAAAAACAAAAAGGUCAGCACCAUCACAACCAUGGAAUCCGCAAGUUUGAAGGCUUGUAA
Molecule: messenger RNA, 1683 nt
Organism: Pichia kudriavzevii
Lineage: Eukaryota; Fungi; Ascomycota; Pichiomycetes; Pichiales; Pichiaceae
Exons: 1
Coding region: 1-1683 (560 amino acids)
Cellular component (GO): nuclear pore outer ring
Molecular function (GO): protein binding
Source: RefSeq, a predicted model, not a curated record